AUGCCGUACGCUAAUCAACCGUCUGUACAAAUAACUGAAUUAACAGACGACAAUGUAAAAUUUGUUUUGGAGGAUACCGAACUUAGUGUGGCAAAUAGCUUGCGUCGUGUUUUUAUUGCAGAGACACCAACACUUGCAAUCGACUGGGUACAGCUUGAAGCCAACUCUACCGUACUAUCUGAUGAAUUUCUUGCACACCGCAUUGGACUUAUUCCUUUGAUAUCUGAUGAAGUGGUGGAACGACUACAAUACACACGUGAUUGCAUUUGCUUGGAUUUUUGUCCGGAAUGUAGUGUUGAAUUUACACUUGACGUGAAAUGUACUGAAGAACAGACUCGUCAUGUUACGACUGCUGAUUUGAAGUCGAGUAACCCAAAAGUAUUGCCCGUAACAUCGCGUCAUGUCAAUGAAGAAGACAACGAAUAUGGUGAAAGCACAGAUGAAAUUUUAAUAAUAAAAUUACGACGUGGCCAAGAAUUGAAAUUGAGGGCUUAUGCAAAGAAAGGAUUUGGAAAAGAACAUGCUAAAUGGAACCCAACUGCAGGCGUUUGCUUUGAAUAUGAUCCAGAUAAUUCUAUGCGUCAUACUUUGUACCCCAAACCGGAUGAGUGGCCAAAAAGUGAACAUACCGAGUUAGAGGACGAUCAAUAUGAGGCACCUUAUAAUUGGGAAGCGAAACCCAAUAAAUUCUUCUAUAAUGUAGAGUCUUCCGGCGCACUUAAACCCGAAAAUAUUGUUAUAAUGGGAGUGCAAGUUUUAAAAAAUAAAUUGUCUAAUCUCCAGACACAGCUGAGUCACGAGACACAAAACGAUGCAUUAGCUGUAUAAAUACAAUAAAAAAUAAUUUUUUAAUAAUAAAUUUAUCAUUCGGAAA
Messenger RNA from Zeugodacus cucurbitae (melon fly), 874 nucleotides. It is a transcript of the gene RpII33, whose product is annotated as DNA-directed RNA polymerase II subunit RPB3. The coding region runs from base 1 to 828 and encodes 275 amino acids. Gene Ontology annotation, molecular function: DNA-directed RNA polymerase activity; DNA binding; protein dimerization activity. The transcript has a single exon. The record is from RefSeq and is a predicted model, not a curated record. Gene Ontology annotation, biological process: DNA-templated transcription. Gene Ontology annotation, cellular component: RNA polymerase II, core complex. NCBI's taxonomy places the organism in Eukaryota, Metazoa, Arthropoda, Insecta, Diptera, Tephritidae.